GCGUGCGUGCUCCACCCGUCGGUUUUUGACAAUCUCGCACGAAAAGCAAAACAAAAACAUAAAUCUUCCACUCCGAGCGCCAUCGAAACGCGUAGUUUUGCAGAAAGUUUACAAUAAAAGCAGCUAGAAAUGGCGGAAAGCGGUGCGGAUGGAGAGCCGAAGCGGGAGUUUGUGGUGCCGGAAAAGCUGAUCAAAUCACCGAUGGAUAUGGAGCUGUGGCAAAUGUCGGAAUGCUAUUACGAUCUGAUCGGCUUCAUCAGCAGCAUGUCGGUAGCCUUGCAGGGUACGCGCAACAGUCAGGAGGUUGCGAUUCCACCUGUCGUGGAGAAGCUAAUGCAAGCGCUGGACCGGUUGGAGCAGCUGGCAAUCGAAACGCCCCCGAUCGAUCAGCCGGCCCGGUUCGGUAAUGUUGCGUUCAAAAGCUGGUUCCAAAAGAUGCAAUCGGAAAGCAUGCAGCUUGUUAGCGAUGCACUGCCGGACACGCUGAAGGAUGCGGCCAAGGAGCUGUGCGUGUACUUUGUCGAUUGUUUCGGGAAUCCGACGCGCAUUGAUUACGGCACGGGGCAUGAGCUGGCGUUCGUUAUGUUUCUGAUGUGUUUGUUCAAGACCGGGGCUGUUGAGCGGAAAGAUGAGGUUGCUGUCGGGUUGAAGGUAAGGGGCUGUAGCUUCUUAAAAUGUAGAGUAAAGAAUGCUAUACCAUAUAUUUACACUUUUUGCUCGCAGUUGUUCCAGAAGUACAUCAUCCUGGCAAGAAAGCUGCAGGUAACGUACCGAAUGGAACCGGCCGGCAGCCACGGUGUGUGGAGUUUGGACGACUUUCAGUUUGUGCCGUUCAUCUGGGGCAGUGCGCAGCUGGCCGUAAACAGUCCGAUCGAACCGGCCCAGUUUGUGGAGGAGAAAUGGAUUACCAAGUACAAGAAGGAGCUGAUGUUCGUCGGGUGCAUCGAUUACAUACAGCAGGUGAAGACGGGCCACUUUGCCGAACACUCGAAUCAGCUGUGGAGCAUCAGUGCCGUACCGCAGUGGUCAAAGAUCUGUACCGGGCUGAUUAAGAUGUACCAGAAGGAGGUGCUGUCGAAGUUUCCCGUCAUUCAGCACGUUUACUUCGGGUCUAUACUUACGCUGAAAACGGUCAAGCCGGGCACAAUGUUGCCUAGUCCGCGGUUGGGAAUGCUUCCGCGACAGCAGCAGCAGCGUCCGGCCCCGCCUGCAGUACCACCGCCACCCGCGUUUCCCGGUGGUGAUGGAAUGUGAUAAAACUGUGUAUUACACGCGCUAUUAGUUUGUGAUUGUUCAAAGAAUAAAAUAUUGGAAAUUUAUAAACGCA
Messenger RNA from Anopheles gambiae (African malaria mosquito), 1327 nucleotides. RefSeq names its product serine/threonine-protein phosphatase 2A activator (gene Ptpa). The record is from RefSeq and is a predicted model, not a curated record. Gene Ontology annotation, biological process: mitotic spindle organization. NCBI's taxonomy places the organism in Eukaryota, Metazoa, Arthropoda, Insecta, Diptera, Culicidae. Gene Ontology annotation, molecular function: protein tyrosine phosphatase activator activity; peptidyl-prolyl cis-trans isomerase activity. The transcript has 2 exons. Bases 130 to 1254 code for a protein of 374 amino acids. Gene Ontology annotation, cellular component: cytoplasm; protein phosphatase type 2A complex; nucleus.